This is a messenger RNA of Penicillium digitatum Pd1, 1551 nucleotides long. RefSeq names its product putative Rab geranylgeranyl transferase escort protein. NCBI's taxonomy places the organism in Eukaryota, Fungi, Ascomycota, Eurotiomycetes, Eurotiales, Aspergillaceae. Gene Ontology annotation, cellular component: cytoplasm; cytosol; Rab-protein geranylgeranyltransferase complex. Gene Ontology annotation, biological process: vesicle-mediated transport; small GTPase-mediated signal transduction; protein geranylgeranylation. Gene Ontology annotation, molecular function: GDP-dissociation inhibitor activity. The record is from RefSeq and is a predicted model, not a curated record.
AUGGAAACUUUGUCAGACACGACUUGGGAUGUCAUCAUUGAUGGGACUGGGGUUCCUCAGUCUCUUCUGGCACUGGCCCUCUCACGAUCCGGAAAGAAGGUUCUUCACAUAGACUCAAACCAGUACUAUGGUGGUUCAGAUGCAGCCUUUAGUCUUGAUGAGGCCCAAGCAUGGGCAGAAAAAGUCAAUAAAGACACUAGCACACCAUCGUUCAAAGACGCCUCAAUUUUCAAACUGGACAAUUCUCUAGCCGAGGACAGUUUCCAAAAACUUGCAUCCAGCCGUGCUUACACUUUGUCCCUGUCCCCUUAUCUCUUAUAUGCCCGUUCUCAACUAAUGUCAGCGCUCGUAUCCUCAAAGGUAUUUCGCCAGUUGGAGUUCAUGGCUGUUGGCAGCUGGUGGAUUUACACACCGGAACAGCCAGAAUCUAAAACUGGCGAGUCUGGCGCAGAAAAUAUUCUCUACCGCGUACCUGGCAACCGUGAGGAUGUGUUUGCUGCAAACCAUAUCAGCAUGAAGUCCAAGCGAACCCUCAUGCGAUUAUUGCGUCAUAUCACCAAGCCCAAUGAGGAUGAUUCUUCAAAUGAGAAUGAGGAUUUAUCAAUGCCUUUGAAUGAUUACUUAGCUUCCAAGUUCAGUGUCCCGGAGGAACUUCAUAACCCUCUGCUGUCGCUGUCUCUCUCGCAGUUUUCUAAACAAGAUACCUCUGCCAGUUAUGCUGUGCCCAGGAUCCAAAGGCAUCUUUCAUCCAUCGGCCAUCUUGGCCCUGGGUUUGGAGCUGUGAUUGCCAAAUAUGGUAGCGGAGCUGAAAUUCUGCAAGCAGCCUGUCGUGCAUCCGCUGUGGGAGGAGGUGUAUAUGCUUUGGACACGCACAUUGAUGAUUGCUUAUGGCGGACAGGCUCUGAACAUUCCAAACAUCCUUUUCUGUUGAAGAUAACGAAUGAAGGGUCUGUUCAGUCGAAAUACCUGUUCACCUCGUCAGAUACUCCUUCCAAAUCGCGCAUGACGCCCUUGGUUGAAGUUGCCCGCUCGAUCAGUGUUGUGUCGGCUACUUUCCCGUCUCUUUUUCCUGUUGUAGUUGAAGGUGCUCCUGUGCCUGCAACUACAGUUCUCAUGUUCCCAGGGGAUACAUUGGGAAGUCCCCAAUCCCCGCCUGUAUACCUGCAGGUUCAUUCAAGCGACACGGGCGAAUGUCCACAUCAGCAAAGUAUAAUUUAUUGCAGCGUGGCACUGCCUGGGCCAGAAGGUCAAGCACUCAUUGAGUCUGCCGUGGAUAGACUGAUUCGGGCAGAAGGUCUCCCGGCCAGUGUGCUGUGGUCCUUGCGAUACACCCAUAUUGGUCCUGUAAGCAAUGGUGAGCCCCGGCAUCUUAUUGUCGAGGACGGAGUUCCUAAUGGCUACAAUUUCCCUCCUUCGAGCCUUGACUUGGCAUUCGAAGACGACACUCUCGACCUUGUAAAAGAGGCUUGGAAGAUAGUCGUAGGAGAUGAAGUUGAUGAGGCUGAUUUCAUGACGUUUGACGAUCGCGAUGGCACUUCUGAUGAUUCGUAG